Castor canadensis (American beaver) is the source of this 1391-nucleotide messenger RNA. Lineage: Eukaryota; Metazoa; Chordata; Mammalia; Rodentia; Castoridae. The record is from RefSeq and is a predicted model, not a curated record.
GAACCUCCAGCUGCCUCAUCCCAUGGCCAGGGCUGGCGUCCAGGUGGCAGAGCAGCUAGGAACUCAAGGCCGGAACCUGGGGCCAGACCCCCUGCUCUCCCCGCCAUGGUCAAUGACCCACCAGUACCUGCUUUACUGUGGGCCCAGGAAGUGGGUCACGUCUUGGCAGGCCGUGCCCGCAGGCUGCUCCUGCAGUUUGGGGUACUCUUCUGCACCAUCCUCCUCCUGCUUUGGGUGUCUGUCUUCCUCUAUGGCUCUUUCUAUUAUUCCUACAUGCCAACAGUCAGCCACCUCAGCCCUGUGCAUUUCUACUACAGGACCGACUGUGAUUCCUCCACCACCUCACUCUGCUCCUUCCCUGUUGCCAAUGUCUCACUGGCUAAGAGUGGACGUGAUCGGGUGCUGAUGUAUGGACAGCCAUAUCGUGUCACCUUGGAGCUUGAGCUGCCAGAAUCCCCUGUUAAUCAAGAUUUGGGCAUGUUCUUAGUCACUGUUUCAUGCUAUACCAGAGGUGGCCGAAUCAUCUCUACUUCUUCACGCUCGGUGAUGUUGCAUUACCGCUCCGACCUGCUACAGAUGCUUGACACACUGGUCUUCUCCAGCCUUCUGCUCUUUGGCUUUGCUGAGCAGAAGCAGCUCCUGGAGGUGGAGCUCUAUGCAGACUAUAGAGAGAACUCGUAUGUGCCCACAACUGGAGCAAUUAUUGAGAUCCACAGCAAGCGCAUCCAGAUGUAUGGAGCCUACCUCCGCAUCCAUGCCCACUUCACUGGGCUCAGGUACCUGCUGUACAACUUCCCCAUGACCUGCGCCUUCAUCGGUGUUGCGAGCAACUUUACCUUCCUCAGCGUCAUUGUGCUCUUCAGCUACAUGCAGUGGGUGUGGGGGGGCAUCUGGCCCCGACACCGCUUCUCUUUGCAGGUUAACAUCCGACAAAGAGAUAGCUCACGAAAGGAAGGCCAACGAAGGAUCUCUACCCAUCAGCCAGGCACAGGGCCUGAAAGUCAGGAGGAAUCUACCCAGCAGUCAGAUGUGACAGAGGAUGGUGAGAGCCCUGAAGAUCCUUCAGGGACAGAAGGUCAGCUGUCUGAGGAGGAGAAACCAGAUCAGCAACCCCUGAGUAGAGAAGAGGAGCUAGAACCGGAGGCCAGUGAUGGUUCUGGAUCCUGGGAAGAUGCAGCUCUGCUAACGGAGGCCAACCUGCCUGCUUCUGCUUCUGCCUCUGCCCUUACCCCGGAGACUUUGGGCAGCUCUGAGCCCUCUGUGGGCAGUCUCCGGCAGCGCCCCACCUGCUCCAGUUCCUAAAGAAAAGAGGGCAUUUCCUCACAUUCCAGCACUUUCCCACCAGACCCUUUCCCCUUGUUUUUCCCUCAAUAAACUAUUUUGUGCCAGCU